UGAGUGUCCAUGUCCAUAUUCAUGCAGCUUUUAACAAACUCAGUGACAAAAUUAAACUUUCUUGUAAAGAGAGACCUGUGUUUGGAAGAAUGAUAAGAAAAAGAACAGGCACCACCACUGCUGUUACCAACGUUGGAACCCUCAAACAAAUUCGCGCCUUAAUGAUCGUUAAUGGUUUCACUUCCAACGUUGGAUUCCUCCGAAAACUUGUCCUCGCCGCAGCCAUGUCAAUGGUCGGCCCCGCAGCUAAUGCCGCUGUGACACAAUACACACUCCAAAUGUUCGCUCAAAUUCCCCAACCAGACACCUUCAUGUGGAACACCAUCAUCAGAGGCUCUUCUCAGAGCCGUGAUCCCUCGCACGCGGUGGCACUGUAUGUCCAGAUGGACCAGCGUUCGGUUAAGCCUGAUAACUUCACUUUCCCAUUUGUUCUCAAGGCUUGCACCAAGCUCGUCUGGGUCAAAACUGGUUCCGCUGUUCAUGGUAGGAUUUUGAGGUUUGGGUUAGGUUCAAAUGUGGUUGUGAGGAACACCCUUUUGCUUUUCCAUGCCAAAUGUGGAGACUUGAAGAUUGCUACUGAGAUUUUUGAUGAUUCGGAUAAGAGGGAUGUGGUUGCUUGGUCUGCACUCAUUGCUGGGUAUGCCCAAAGAGGGGACUUGAGUGUUGCACGGAAGCUGUUUGGUGAAAUGCCAAAUAGAGAUUUGGUGUCAUGGAAUGUGAUGAUCACAGCCUACACAAAGCAUGGUGAGAUGAAGUGUGCUAGAAAACUUUUUGAUGAAUCUCCUAUGAGGGAUGUUGUAAGUUGGAAUGCGAUGAUCGGUGGUUAUGUGCUUCGUGGCUUGAACCGGGAGGCAUUGGAGUUGUUUGAUGAGAUGUGUACAGUUGGGGAGUGUCCCGACGAAGUAACAAUGUUGAGCUUGGUGUGUGCUUGUACUGAUUUGGGGGAUUUAGAGAGUGGCGAGAAGGUUCACACCAAGAUCAUGGAAAUGAGUGAGGGAAAGUUUAGCACGUUGUUGGGAAAUGCUCUUGUUGAUAUGUAUGCCAAGUGUGGAAAUAUUAGGAAAGCAAUUCAUGUGUUUUGGUUGAUAAGAGAUAAAGAUGUGGUCUCGUGGAACACGGUCAUUAGUGGGUUGGCCUUUCAUGGCCAUGCUGAGGAAUCACUUGGUCUGUUUAGGGAAAUGCAGAGUACCAAGGUUUGUCCAGAUGAGAUCACUUUUGUUGGUGUUUUGGCAGCUUGUAGUCAUGUUGGGUAUGUUGAUGAGGGUAAUCGUUAUUUUCAUCUUAUGAGAAAUAAGUACAAGAUUGAGCCAAACAUUAGACAUUGUGGGUGCGUGGUGGACAUGCUGGGACGUGCUGGACUUUUGAAGGAAGCGUUUGAUUUCAUAGCUUCCAUGAAGAUUGAACCAAAUGCAAUUAUUUGGAGGAGUUUGCUUGGAGCUUGCAAAGUUCAUGGAGAUGUGGACUUGGCAAAACAAGCAAAUGAGCAGCUGCUCAGAAUGAGAGGGAAUCAAAGUGGGGAUUAUGUGUUGUUGUCAAAUGUAUAUGCUUCACAAGGUGAAUGGAAUGGGGCUGAGAAGAUAAGGAAGCUGAUGGACGACAAUGGUGUGACCAAGAAUCGCGGCUCUAGCUUUGUUGAGGCCCACAGUUGAUGAUCGUCAAGUAUUAUGUGGUAACAUGAAUGUUGAUCAAUUAUUGAAAUAUCUUUUAUUCACUUUGGCAAGACACCAAGUAGUAGGUGGAUCUAAAAAUGAUCUACGUUCAACUCCACACUGUGGCACUGAUAGCCAUAAAGUGAAACUUCAUAACUGCAGGAGGAAACUAGUUCUGGCAUGUUCAUGCAAAGAUCAAUUUGUUUCUGCGGACUGAACAUGAUUGGGUGGAGUUACAUUUGAUCUUUGGAUCUGUUAAGAUGUUUGUGCCUUCAAUGUUUCAAGUCAUUGAGAAUGAAUCAAUUCCAUUACAAAGUUCUACAUAUCUCAAGAUUUGAAUUCAUAACCUGGAUGAGGAUUGUCCAUAAUUCAGUGAUUGGAAUUUCGAUGGACUUUGCUUGGAGCUUGCAUAGUUCAUGGAGAAGGGACCAGGGUGGUGAGUGGAGAAUAUUUGAUGUGCCUGGGUUGGAGGACAACAUGCAUUUUAUAGGCAUAUGCUCUUCAAAUCCAUCAAUGCACUAACAAUGCUAAAUAGUUCCUUUUGAAAAAACAAAAGUUGAAUAGUUGCUGUCAGUGUUGAGAGGCUGACUUCCAGGAAAUGUAACUGAUCAAGAUAAACUAAUCCAUUGCUCAAGACUUUUGCCUUCAAUUGACAA
This is a messenger RNA of Vigna unguiculata (cowpea), 2305 nucleotides long. RefSeq names its product Pentatricopeptide repeat (PPR) superfamily protein. Gene Ontology annotation, biological process: RNA modification. Lineage: Eukaryota; Viridiplantae; Streptophyta; Magnoliopsida; Fabales; Fabaceae. Gene Ontology annotation, molecular function: RNA binding; protein binding. The record is from RefSeq and is a predicted model, not a curated record.